UUGUCACAACACAAAACACAUAAGCACUACACAACAAUUUUCUUACUACUCUUGCCAAUGCUUUUUAUGGCCACCAUGCGAAAAACCAAGGCCAACCAUGGAAACCCAUUUCCCUCUUCGCGCUCUGCAACGGUUCAACUCAUCCGUCGAGGUUCUUAUAAGUUGAAAUUGCAGUGCUCUUAAGUCUCUGCAAAUGAUGGGAUGGUUUCUUGACCAUCUCUUUGAGUUUGAGUUGAAGUUGAAGAUGAGAUUCCUUUGGCCUCAUAAUUUGUUGUGGUAGCUUGAAUUUGAAACCAGUCAAGGCAAGAAGGUGGCUCAUUACAUAUUGAGAAGCAGAGUAGACAUCCAGAAAGUUCCCUGAGAAAAGGAUCAUAUUGUCGUCAUGAGCAAGCAGCAAGAGGGCACUAUCGCAAGUGAGAAGCUGGUUGAAACAUCAGCAUUUAUGGAAUCACAUCUAAAUGGAAAGGACCAGUUCUGCUCAAUCUCGUCUUCUGCAGAUACAAACCUUCGAUUUCAAUGCCCUGUCUGUUUGGGAGGCAAUGGCAGUUGCCGGACUGUCGUUGCAAGGACAAAAUUGAUGAAUGCUUUAAUUGAAAGGGGCAAGCCUCGAGAAGCCCAUUCUAUUUUCAAAGCCUUAACAGAAGAAGGACACAGGCCGACUCUUCUAACAUACACAGUUCUUGUAGCUGCCUUGACUCGGCAGAAGCGUUUCAAGUCCAUUCUUGUGCUCAUCUCAAAAGUGGAAGAAAAUGGCUUGAAGCCUGAUGCAAUUCUCUUCAAUGCUAUGAUCAAUGCUUUCUCUGAAUCCCGAAAUGUGGAUCAAGCCAUGAAAAUCUUUCAGAAAAUGAGGGAGAGUGGUUGUAAGCCUACAACCAGCACCUUUAAUACCCUUAUUAAAGGAUUUGGAAAUUCUGGUAAACCUGAAGACUCUCUGAGAUUACUAGAGUUAAUGGCAGAAGAAAAUGUGAAACCGAAUGAUAGGACAUACAAUAUUUUGGUCAGAGCAUGGUGUAACAAGGACAAUAUGGAGGAAGCAUGGAAAGUGGUAUACAAGAUGGCGGCAUCUGGUGUGCAACCUGAUGUUGUGACGUACAACACCUUAGCAAGAGCAUAUGCACAAAACGGGGUGACAAUUAAGGCCGAGGAUAUGAUAACGGAGAUGCAGUUCAACAAAGUGGCACCUAAUGAGCGGACUUGUGGCAUCAUUGUGUGUGGUUAUUGUAAGGAAGGUAAUAUGACAGAGGCCUUGAGGUUUGUGUGCAGGAUGAAGGAACUUUGUGUGCAUCCAAAUCUUGUUGUUUUCAACACUCUUAUCAAAGGAUUUCUGGACAUUGGUGAUAGCGAUGGAGUUGAUGAGGCAUUGUCAUUGAUGGAUGAAUAUGGAGUCAAGCCAGAUGUAAUAACAUUUAGUACCAUUAUGGAUGCAUGGAGCUCGGCAGGACUAAUGGACAAAUGCCAGGAAAUCUUUAAUGACAUUGAGAAAGCAGGUAUAGAUCCUGAUAUCCACGCAUUUAGCAUUCUGGCAAAAGGCUAUGUGCGUGCUAGACAACCAGGGAAAGCUGAGUCGGUCUUGACUUCAAUGCACAAAUCUGGUGUUCAUCCAAAUGUUGUGAUCUGCACCACCAUAAUCAGUGGAUGGUGCAGCGCAGGUAAAAUGGAGCGUGCGAUGAGGGUUUAUGAGAAAAUGUACCAAAUUGGCGUUUCCCCCAACUUGAGAACUUACGAGACCUUGAUAUGGGGAUAUGGAGAAGCGAGACAGCCAAGAAAAGCAGAAGAAUUGCUGGAUAUUAUGGAAACAGAAGGCAUUGUUCCUAACAAGAACACCAUGCAGCUUGUUGCAGAUGCAUGGCAUGCCAUUGGUUUAACGAGGGAAGGCAAGAGAAUUCCAAGUAAUGGGGAACAAGAUCCGGAAGUCGAACUAGAUGAGAAUAAAGAUGAGGUAACCAUGAAAUCCAUGGGGAGGAUGAAUGAGAAAAAAAAUCUUAGUGCUGCUUAUGUUAAUGUUUUGCAGAUUCCUGGAACAGUUGGUGUCAGCCAAAAUGGGGCAUCUGCAACAAAUAUAAGAAUCCAAAUGGUUCUGAAGUGCUAUAGCAUUUCGUCUGAAACUGUGUGUACUACUGCUAAACCAAUGUCUCCUAUUCGGAUGUGUGUGCUCCAGGCAAGGCCGCCGACAAUGUGCCGGAAACACUUUCAAGGUCAGGGAAGCAUAUCUGGGCAGUUUGUGAACUCAUAUAGAAUGAUAUUCAUAAGUUGACAGGAAGAAUAGGCGACCGAAGUGAUCACGUCUCAACCUGCUUCAUUAUGAUGCAGAAGAUGGUGAAUUGUAACAGCUUCAUGGAGUCCACAAGUUAUUUGCUACAAACUUUAAUUUCAAUUCCAGAAAUAUACAUCUGAAUCUGGUGAAAAUUACCUCA
Tripterygium wilfordii is the source of this 2414-nucleotide messenger RNA. Its product is annotated as pentatricopeptide repeat-containing protein At5g21222-like. Gene Ontology annotation, molecular function: protein binding. Bases 383 to 2254 code for a protein of 623 amino acids. The record is from RefSeq and is a predicted model, not a curated record. The transcript has 4 exons. NCBI's taxonomy places the organism in Eukaryota, Viridiplantae, Streptophyta, Magnoliopsida, Celastrales, Celastraceae.